Messenger RNA from Klebsormidium nitens, 2964 nucleotides. NCBI's taxonomy places the organism in Eukaryota, Viridiplantae, Streptophyta, Klebsormidiophyceae, Klebsormidiales, Klebsormidiaceae. The record is from the annotation of a GenBank genome assembly.
AGAGAAGCGAGCUGCAGGGUCUAGUUCGAGGCUGCUUGCAGCUGCAAUGAAGCCAGCGGCCCGAGCAUGCCGCCAUUGCAGAGCUCCUGUGGGGAGAGCUUGCGCAGGAGCUCCUUCGAGCUUGUCUCCCACGAAGAACGUGUUGCCUGUGAUCUGUGGUGGGAUUGACCUGCAUGGUCAGAUUGCUGCCUCCUCAUCGUGUGCGUACUCUAGAAACAGAGUUUCGACUUCUGUUGCAACCUGGUUUUCGUCUCGCCCUUGUUCCAUCCCCUCAAGACGCUUCCUUUUCAUACCAACUGCCCCUCUACUGUUUAGACAAGACAAGAAACUGAGGCUUGGCUUGAAGGAUCGGUUGUUGAAAGGUAGAGCUGUUGCCCCAGCCCAGCGGCAGCGUUUUACAAUGAGCGAAGAGCUGGCCCCAGGGACAGGUGCGCUGCUCAGGGUGAAAAGCCUGGGCUGGCUCCGCAUGAGGUCUGGGCGGCGCAGGGGUGAACUGAAUGGCCUGGACCGCACUCUGAGCCCUGCGGAGAUUGCCAGCCUGUUGGGAGCGGGCCAGUUUGAAGCGGAGGUGGUGGUUACAUCCGGGUUUCUGUUCAAGCUGGGGGACGGAGGCUCGUCCAAGCGCGUGAAGGCCGUCCUCGUUCCGGAGGGCCUCGUUUGGCGGCAGAGCGUGUCACGCAGAGUGUUGCUUAUAAAGGACACCAUUUCGGUUGAGGUCAAGAAUGCUGCCAGCCAGUUUGAGCUGCAUGGAUUUGCAACUAACCCCGUGUCCAAUGCUGGCAAGAGGUUGGUGCAUGUCAGGUUCUGCGCGCCUUCAGCUCAGGAAGCGGAGAAGUGGGUGCAGGGGCUUGGAAGUUUGGGCACAGCGAUUACGGUGCAAGAGGCAGGGGCAGCUCUUGUGAAUGGCAAUGAGGCUGAGGCGAAUGUGGAACCAAGCGAACCACGCGGCCAGGAUGGCAAUGGGGGUGCUGUAGAGAUGGACGCCACCCCUGAGCCAGGCGCCACAGUCUUGGAGCGGGGCGGCGCUCCUAUCCUGAUCAUCGUGAACCCCUGCUCGGGGCAUGGCCGGGGCGCGCGCGUGCUGGAGCACCUUGUGCUGCCAAUCUUCCGCCUGGCUGGACUCAAAUUUACGGUCGUCCAGACGGAGCGCGCCGGGCAUGCUGUCAGGCUGGCCUCCCAGAUUGACCUGGGCACCUGUGAGGGGGGCAUCGUCUGUGUGGGCGGGGACGGCCUCGUCAAUGAGGUACUGAACGGGCUGUUCCUUCACCCCGACCGCAAGCGCGCCAUGUCGUGCCCCAUCGGGGUCGUCCCUGCUGGAUCGGACAACGCGCUUGUAUGGAGCGUACUCGGGGUCAAGACCGCCACUGAUGCCGCGCUCUUGGUCGUCAAGGGUGGCACGACGCCGCUGGACGCGUUUGUGGUGCGCUGGGAUCCGACCGCUGACAACGCGGCGCCCGUGCCGCAGAUCGGCGUGUGCAUGACGUACUACGGCUUCAUGAGCGACGCGCUGCGUCGCAGCGAGAUGCCGGGCCUCAAGCGGCUGGGCCCGCUCAAGUACACGGCCGCGGGCGCGUGGCAGAUGCUCUCGCUGCCGCACUACAUCGUCGACGUUGAGUUUCUGGAGGUGGACCCCGAGGAGCGCCGCGCGUGGUGGGCCGCGUCCUCGGGCGAGGGCAGCAUGCGCGAGGCGCUCGAGGCGCGCGAGCGCGAGCGCGAGCAGGGGGGGCGGCGCAAGCGCAGCAACUGGGAGGAGCGGCAGCAGGAGGCGCUGCUGAACGAGAGCGCCGACGAGGAGCGGCGGCAGCAAGGGAUCACGUGGAACGUGCGCGCGCGCGAGCUGGGCGCGCGGUGGGGCCCGAACGAACCCCCCGGGAAGCUACUCGAGCCGGACCACGAGCGUGCCGCGGAGGGGCGCCGCAAGCGGCACGGAAGCUCGGGCUUCCGGCGGCGCGCCGGGCGGAAUUUCAGGUGCGUGGGAGGCCUGGAUUUCGCGGAGUUUGAGGAGGAUGGGGCGGCCGGGCCGAGCGGAGCGCCUGGAAAAGGGCGGAGUGGCCGCCCAGGUCACCGGCAUACGUUCUCGGCGCCUGCGAGAGUGGGCGCGUUCGACGAACCGGAUGAAGACCUGGGCGAAGUUGCGGAGUCCGACGGGGAUGCCCAGAAGGCAGAUAGUGAAGCAGAAGCUGUGCACGCAGAGCGAUACGAACGUACUGCUGGCGAUUGGGGGCCGCGAAGUGAGGGAGGAGAAUCGAAGCGAGUGGAGGCAAGCGGCUCUGCGCCAUCUGAGGGAGCCUCUCAGCCGGACAAGGUGGAUAUCCCCGUACGAAUACGCGAUGGGCGGGGAUCUGCCAGCGGACGGGGCACCGAAGCAGCUGCGGAGGGCGCUUCCGGCGGCGGCGAAAGCGGCGCCAGCGGAUCGUCCGGGGGGUGGGUGCGGCGCAGCGGGCCGUUCCUGUCGGUGAUGGUGUGCAACCACAAGUGCCGCAGCGUGCAGUUUCUGAAGACGCAGUGCCUGGCGCCCAGCGCGGAGGCGGACGACGGCCACCUGGACCUCAUGCUGGUGAAGCCGGUGGGGCGCGUCGACCUGGUGCGCUUCCUCACGCUGCUGCAGUUCAGCAAGCACGCCGACCUGCCCUUCGUCGAGUACCGCAAGGUGAAAGCCGUGCGUAUUAUUCCGGGCGAGAACGACAACCGGUCCUGCGGCAUCGAUGGAGAGCUUUUGCCUCUCGUGGGCCCGGCCACCAUUUCUGUCAUCCCCGGGCUUUUCAAAAUGAUGGGCCGCUCCGUGUGGCCGGCUUAGUUGAUUCCAGGUUCCGUGUGACCCAUAUACAAGCAAAGGUUGAAGUAGUUCUGCUUAAACAAACAUGCAGCCUGUCCAACCUGCCCAGAGAACUGGCAGCACAUGCACUUUGGAUGCAAUAUAUAAAAGCUUGAGACCGUCACAACCAAAACGAAUCUUAUCAGUAU